AUGGCUACUUUCAAGCUAGACUUUGUUCCAACAUAUCACCACGACACGUACGAUGCAAUCUCUGAAACAAAUCCCGAUCUAUCCUGCGAGGGGAAAGUCGUGUUUGUUACAGGCGGUGGUCGAGGCAUUGGCCGUGAAAUCGCAAAGGCCUUCGCCGUCGCUGGCGCCAAAGGCGUAUUCAUCAUUGGAAGGACUGCUACAGAGCUGCUCAGUGCUGUAAAAGAGAUCAAAAGUCUCUCUACUGGCACUCCAGUGUCGUUUCAUCAUGCCGAAGCCGACAUUACAGAUAGAGAGGCUGUCUCUUCUGCUUUUAAGAAGGCAAUUGCAGCAUUUGGCCACAUAAAUAUCCUAAUCCAGAACGCAGGAUAUCUCGAUGCCCAUCGCUCUCUGCUGGACUCCGAUCUCGAUGACUACUGGAAAACCUUUGAGAUAAAUGUCAAAGGAGGCCUGCUUGUAACCCAGCAGUUCCUGAAGCAAAGUCAACCGGGUGACACGAUUAUCAAUAUCGGAUCUGGAGCUGGGCAUCUACCCCCCAUCCCGGGUUACUCUGCGUAUUCUUCAUCAAAGCUUGCAUUUGCAAAGAUGAUUGAAUGCGUCCAGCUGGAGAACCCUCAUCUUCGUGUUUUCAACAUCAAUCCCGGUGCUAUUGCCACGGAGAUGCAGAAGAAGUCCGGUGAUAUUGCUACAGUGGAUAAUAUCCGGAAGUUCACUAUUUCAGGAGUUUGA
This is a messenger RNA of Fusarium subglutinans, 726 nucleotides long. Its product is annotated as short-chain type dehydrogenase reductase. The transcript has a single exon. Gene Ontology annotation, cellular component: cytosol. Gene Ontology annotation, molecular function: oxidoreductase activity. The record is from RefSeq and is a predicted model, not a curated record. Lineage: Eukaryota; Fungi; Ascomycota; Sordariomycetes; Hypocreales; Nectriaceae. Bases 1 to 726 code for a protein of 241 amino acids.